This is a messenger RNA of Pelobates fuscus (common spadefoot toad), 1906 nucleotides long. RefSeq names its product forkhead box protein D1-like. The transcript has 3 exons. Gene Ontology annotation, molecular function: RNA polymerase II cis-regulatory region sequence-specific DNA binding; DNA-binding transcription factor activity, RNA polymerase II-specific. Lineage: Eukaryota; Metazoa; Chordata; Amphibia; Anura; Pelobatidae. The record is from RefSeq and is a predicted model, not a curated record. The coding region runs from base 182 to 1126 and encodes 314 amino acids. Gene Ontology annotation, biological process: regulation of transcription by RNA polymerase II; anatomical structure morphogenesis; cell differentiation.
UUGGGCUUUCAUUACCGAGGGUGAGGAAGAACUUAAAUAAAAAAGAAUCUCUGGGAAAGAAACUAUAUGUGAAGAAUAGGAAAGGAAGUACAGCCAGAAAAGCAAUAUAGUAAAUAUUUGCAAAGCAUCUCCGUAAACCACUGAUUCUGGGUAACAUCUCUGCAUGGUCUGAAUCCAUAGGAUGCCAUCUGCUGCCCGUGUUCUGGGAGCCUCCUUCCUGAUUGACUCAUUGAUAGGAUGGACUCCUGGGCACCAGCACAAUACUUUUCAAGACCUGAAGAGUUUAACAAGCAGCAGUCAAUCAGAUGAAGUGGUGGAAGUCCCUCAAAGUACUCCAUCAGAGGUAACGGCCAGGACAGCUGAAAAUAGCCAACCGGGUAAAAAGUUGUGGAUCCAAGAAGACAAUCCAUCAAAGGUAAAGGCUGAAUUUACCAAUGCUAGCCAAUUUAAGAAUGAACUAGAUAUCCCUAAAAGACGAAAGUCAGAUGGAAGAGAGUGGGCUCCUGGGAUCAUUCAUUCAGAAGAGAAACCGGAAUUAUUUGACACUAAUCAUUUGAAGGAUAACACCGGAACCAGCAAAUCCAACAAUUCUGAAAUUCACUCUAUGAAGGUUCCUGAAAAACCCAACCAUUCAUAUAUUGCACUGAUCUCAAGAGCCAUUUUAUCGUCCCCUGAAAAGAGACUGCAAUUAAGUGACAUCUACCAGUGGAUCAUGGAAACCUACCCAUAUUACCACAACCAGGAAAAGAGCUGGAGAAACAGCGUGCGUCACAAUUUGUCUCUCAAUGAGUGUUUCAUCAAAGCUGGCCGCAGUGAUAAUGGGAAAGGACAUUACUGGGCUGUUCACCCUGCUAACUUGGAGGCCUUCUCAAGGGGAGACUAUCAGAGACGCAGGGCAAGGAGACGUGUACGAAGGGUUUCUUCAAUUCUUGGACAUCAACCUCACUUUCCGUCUUGCACCUUGUGCUGUUUUCAUCAACAACUUUGCAUCUGCUGCCCACCGCUGAAUCCCCACUCCAGUCUACCCCAAAUAUACCCUCUUACAGAACAACCUUCCCAGCAAACACGUUGGCCUUUCCCCAUGCCAGUGCUCUGGCCUUUUCACCAGAUGCCUCCUUAUGUUUAACGCAGAAAUGAAUCGCCCAGGAAUAAUGUCAAAGACUAAAAAACAGAAUACUGAAAUGAAUCAACUGUAAACUAACUGUAUGUAUAUCUUCACUAAAUAAGGGUCUUCCAUUAUAUGUUGUUCGUAUGUUAGCAUGACAAUGUUUUAUAUAAACUAGGAUGGCAAUUUGUUUCUUUACUGAAUAAUACGCCAAGUGUAUUUUCUCGCAAAUCUGACGCCCACCUUGCUAUACCCGCACCCUUUCACAAAUCAGUAAUGCGUCAAAGUCUCACAUCUUUUCCUAAUUGCUCGUGAGGUUCUUAACAAGAUCUUCAGCUUGUAGCCUAUACUUAUUGAAAGGAAUUAGAGCUUGUGGUUUUAGUGUUAAUCUCACCAUCUAAUCGUCCGGAAUCUGCUGAAUCUCAAGAAAGAGGCAGCUUAAAAUGGACAUUACAUCCACAAGACGGACUGAUGCAUAAAACAGAGAACCUUUCUUAUUUGGAUUGAAAAAUGUGAACUUCAGCCGAACAACAGGAUCACCAUACGAUUGACAGAUUUGUUUCCAUACUAAGGUUGACAAUUCUUCUUUAAAAACAUACAUAUUAUAAUGGUAUGCAUAAGCUCACAAAACAGCCAAGGUUCAAUGUGGCAUGCGUUUUUUUCUUUCUAUAAAUGUAAUUUAUUAAAUAACCUACAUGACGAUCAAAUUGUAGAGAAUAUGAGCAUUAGGAGUGUUCCAAAACCAUAGUAGGCAUUGAUAAAAUCAUAAUAUCACAUCAUCUAAAAUAACUUACCUUGGAA